GCACGCACCUCGGGUCCUGCUCACGGCCGCCGGCGAUGAGCGAGAGCAGCCGCCUGUGCUCGGGCUACUACAGCCUCAAUCGCAGCUUCGUGGAGCCUUUCCAGUGCCCGCGGCGCGGCGAUGGGGCCGCGCUGCUCUACUGCUGUGGCUUCGCAGACCUCAAGUACUGCUGCAGCGAGCCGGGCAGCUACUUCCCUUACAAGCACAGCUACAUGUGGAGCCUCAGUAUUGGCGCUCUGAUUGGAUUGGGAAUCGCUGCCCUUGUCUUACUUGCCUUUGUCAUCAGUGUCUGUGUCCUUUGCUACUUAUUUCUGUACACAAAGCCUCAAAGAUUAGACAAUGGCCUUAAACUUCAGCACCUAGAGGCAUCUUCUACCCUAGAAGGCAACGUAGACAGGAAAGCCAAAGGCCUCACCUCAAAUGCAGUAUCAAAUUCAACAAAUGAGACCUUCUAUGAAGCCGAUGAUGGGACUCAAGAGAAAACAAUGGAUUCAACACAAAUCAAUACUGCCUGUUAGUUAAAAAUCCCUGUUUUGAAAGCUUACCUGAGAGAAGGAGCAUUAAGAGUAAAGAAUG
This is a messenger RNA of Mus pahari (shrew mouse), 576 nucleotides long. It is a transcript of the gene Shisal2b, whose product is annotated as shisa like 2B. NCBI's taxonomy places the organism in Eukaryota, Metazoa, Chordata, Mammalia, Rodentia, Muridae. The coding region runs from base 36 to 518 and encodes 160 amino acids. The record is from RefSeq and is a predicted model, not a curated record. The transcript is spliced from 3 exons.